GUUGGCAUCCUGCUCCCGAUUUUACUAGAACUUGACUAGAAAUCGAAAUUGUUUUUGUACUGACGUGUUUUAUUUCGUUUGGCGUAAACGGGACAACUGUUAAAUCGACUUUCAGUGCGUAUUCCAUUAGUGAACACGAGUUAUUGGUAAAGCUAGCACGUGCAACGAUCCUUCGCAAGUUUUAAAUAUUUUUCCAAGCGAGCUUUUGCAUUUAUCUCUGUGACGUUUGCAAAAAGUUGAGAAACGUAGUUAUGGCAUCCGUGAACAUAAAUUCCUUCGUGAACUCAUUUAACAACAGAUUCGAAGCACCUGUGAGGCAACACCUAAAAAAUGUAUAUGCCUGCCUCGCAAUGUCAACAUUGGCAGCGGGUGUCGGGGCUUCGAUACAUAUGUUCACAAAUAUUCUCCAAGCGGGUUUUUUAUCCGCUAUUGGAGCACUGAUCUUCUUCUUCCUUCUGAUAUCCACUCCUGAUGACAAUGGUAAAGGAAUGACAAAACGCGUUGGCUACCUCCUGGGCUUUUCCACUCUCACUGGAGUUGGAAUGGGACCUCUUUUAGAACAUGUUGUUCUGGUAGAUCCAAGUAUCAUAAUCACUGCAUUCAUUGCAACUUCAGUGGUCUUUGUAUCAUUUACCAUCUGCGCAUUACUUUCCGAAAGAGGAAAAUGGUUGUAUCUGGGAGGUACUUUGUUUACUUUGCUCAACAGCCUCAUGCUUAUGAGUUUGGCAAAUAUUUUCUUUGGAUCAACAUUGCUGUGGAAUGCUCAGAUCUAUAUUGGACUCUUUGCUAUGUGUGGAUUUGUUCUAUAUGAUACUCAGGCUAUAAUCGAAAAGAGGAGAAUGGGCAGCAGGGACUUUGUGGCACAUUCUCUGGACCUGUUCGUUGAUUUCAUAGGAGUUUUCAAAAGAUUAUUGGUCAUCUUGACUCAGAAGGAACAGGAGUCACAGAAGAAGAGAAGAAAUUAAUCGUUAAAGUUCUUGCAUGAGUUUGGUUUAAUUUUCGGGAUAUUUUGAUCUCAGUGAUUCAUUCACCGAGGCCAUGGUUUUGGAUGGAAUGUAAAAUAGAUGUUGAAAAUAUAUUUAAAAUAAAAAUUAUUUGUAAAGGA
Cylas formicarius (sweet potato weevil) is the source of this 1105-nucleotide messenger RNA. RefSeq names its product bax inhibitor 1. Gene Ontology annotation, biological process: cellular response to unfolded protein; negative regulation of apoptotic signaling pathway; negative regulation of RNA splicing. The transcript has 3 exons. The record is from RefSeq and is a predicted model, not a curated record. The coding region runs from base 252 to 965 and encodes 237 amino acids. NCBI's taxonomy places the organism in Eukaryota, Metazoa, Arthropoda, Insecta, Coleoptera, Brentidae. Gene Ontology annotation, molecular function: enzyme binding. Gene Ontology annotation, cellular component: mitochondrial membrane.